This is a messenger RNA of Salvia hispanica, 1232 nucleotides long. RefSeq lists its product as uncharacterized. The record is from RefSeq and is a predicted model, not a curated record. Lineage: Eukaryota; Viridiplantae; Streptophyta; Magnoliopsida; Lamiales; Lamiaceae.
CUUCUUAAUUUUGAGAAAAUGAAAAGAAUCUAAAUCAGCAAGAUUUAUUCAAUUCUCAAGAAAUCUAAGUCCCAGUUUUAACUGACUUUCGCCGCGAUGGAAACUCAUCCCACUCCGUUCCCAGUUAUCAAACCAAGACACACAAGGAAAAUCUCCGAACCCCCGAAAAUCAAAGCGAAGGGUGGAUCGCUCGUUCACAGUUGCAGGGAAAGGCGAGUGUUUGGAACUGCCCGAAGCCCUGCCGUUCCUUUGAAGACGAAAACAGUGAUCGAGAAGCCAGUGAAGUCGAAACCCGCAUCAGGGCUGCUAAAGAAGCCUUCAAAAGUGACAAAACCAUCCCAAGCAACUCGAUCACCAAUCAUACGGAGGCCAAUUUUGGUAAUUUUGGUGGCUGGAAAGCCAACGGAGAAGACCCCGGCUCGGCCGAUGAAGGCAAAACCCGCAUCAGGGGUGCUAAUGAAGCCUUUAAAAGUAACAAAACCAACUCGAUCACCAAUCAUACGGGGGCCUAUUUUGGGGGCUGGAAAGCCAACUGAGAGGACCCUGGCUCAGCCGAUGAAGAAAACCGUAUGUUUUCAAGAGAAGGGACCCGGAAAGAAUUCGGAUGAUGGAAGUGCCGCUGAGCCUCACACUCCUCUGAACGCGAUCAUAGCCAAGCCAAGAGUCGCCACGCCUUUUUACAGCGCAGAGAAAUGUAGCAAAUGUAGGUUCGACAAGCUUGAGACCGCGUCUUACUGGCUGUCUCAGAUCAAGUUGGCGGAAUCUGUGGGGAAACAUUGGGUCUCUGCUACUUUGUUUGGACUGGCUUUCGACUGCAAUGCAGAGCCCAUUCGUAACUUGAGAGUUGAACUAAGGAAGUAUCUGGCACGACAUGAGCAAGUGAGUGAGGAAGAGGUGUGGAGGAAGAUGAAGGUUAGCUAUGGAUUGGUAAAAGAAGAAUGCAAUGCAAAUGUGGAGGUUGUAGAAGGCGGCCGUGGAAGAAGCGAAUGCAAGUCUCUACAGCCACAAAGAUGAUAAUUUGCCAAACCAAUUUGAUGAAGAAGAUAUGAAGUGGCCUUUUACAAAGAUGCUAGUGUUGUGAAUUGUGGUAUAGAGUAGUUUAGUUCAUGUUAGAAAACGGCUGUUUUAUGUCUUUUCAAUUCGGGGGAUAACAAUUAGGCAGUUUCCAUUUUGUAGGCUAAGCUUGUUGUUUGGUUGACAUAAUCUUUAUAAAUUAUAAUGAUUUCAAUUUA